Messenger RNA from Planococcus citri (citrus mealybug), 3562 nucleotides. RefSeq names its product V-type proton ATPase 116 kDa subunit a 1-like. The transcript is spliced from 16 exons. Gene Ontology annotation, molecular function: proton-transporting ATPase activity, rotational mechanism; ATPase binding. Lineage: Eukaryota; Metazoa; Arthropoda; Insecta; Hemiptera; Pseudococcidae. The coding region runs from base 160 to 2775 and encodes 871 amino acids. Gene Ontology annotation, biological process: proton transmembrane transport; vacuolar acidification. Gene Ontology annotation, cellular component: vacuolar proton-transporting V-type ATPase, V0 domain; vacuolar proton-transporting V-type ATPase complex; plasma membrane. The record is from RefSeq and is a predicted model, not a curated record.
AUUACGAAGAAGUGGGUGAGGCUGAUAACGUUGUAACGCGAAUUAGUUUCGUUUAUCUUUCCUUUUAGAUAACUAAUUGUAGACUAUCCUUGCUGACGGAUUUAUGUGACGGUAAAACCAUCCUAAUUAUAGUGAAACAGUCGAGGGAAGUUUUCCAAAAUGGGGUCUCUCUUUCGCAGCGAAGAGAUGACUUUAUGUCAGCUUUUUCUUCAAAGUGAAGCCGCAUAUGCUUGUGUUUCGGAGCUCGGAGAACUCGGCCUUGUUCAAUUUCGAGAUUUGAAUCCGGACGUGAACGUAUUCCAAAGGAAGUUCGUCAACGAGGUUCGAAGAUGCGACGAAAUGGAACGAAAACUUCGAUACUUGGAGAAAGAAAUCAAAAAGGAUGGUAUCCCGAUGCUAGACACUGGCGAAAGUCCCGAAGCUCCUCAACCCAGAGAAAUGAUCGAUUUAGAGGCCACGUUUGAAAAACUAGAAAACGAAUUAAGAGAAGUAAACCAUAACGCCGAAGCUUUAAAAAGGAAUUUUCUCGAGCUUACCGAAUUGAAACAUAUCUUACGUAAAACCCAAGUGUUUUUCGACGAGGAUUAUGAGGGAGAUUCGAAUCACUAUGCGCAGAUGACUGAUCCUAGUCGGGAGGAGGAACACGUCUCGUUACUCGGAGAGGAAGGACUUCGGGCCGGUGGACAGCAGUCGUUAAAAUUGGGAUUUGUAGCCGGCGUUAUUCUAAGAGAACGGAUACCCUCGUUCGAGCGUAUGUUGUGGAGAGCCUGUCGCGGUAACGUGUUCUUGAGGCAGACAGAAAUCGAUAGUGCUUUGGAAGAUCCGUCUACGGGAGACAAAGUACUGAAAUCCGUAUUCAUAAUCUUCUUCCAAGGAGACCAGCUCAAGACCAGGGUGAAGAAGAUUUGCGAAGGAUUCAGAGCAACGCUGUAUCCGUGUCCAGAAACGCCAGCUGAUCGUCGAGAGAUGGCCAUGGGUGUGAUGACUCGUAUCGAAGAUUUGAAUACAGUAUUGGGUCAAACACAAGACCACAGACAUAGAGUUCUCGUCGCUGCAGCCAAGAAUGUCAAGAAUUGGUUCGUUAAAGUGCGCAAAAUCAAAGCCAUUUACCACACGUUGAAUUUGUUCAAUUUAGAUGUUACCCAAAAAUGUCUGAUAGCUGAAUGCUGGGUGCCUUUAUUAGAUACCGAAUCCAUCCAAUUGGCUUUACGUCGAGGAAUUGAAAGAAGCGGUAGCUCUGUUCCUCCAAUUUUAAAUCGUAUGGAUACGUUCGAAGAUCCUCCGACGUAUAAUCGAACUAAUAAGUUUACCAGCGCUUUCCAAGCCUUAUUCGAUGCUUACGGUAUUGCCACUUAUAGAGAAAAUAAUCCGACGCCAUAUUCAAUCAUUACAUUCCCAUUUUUAUUCGCUGUCAUGUUUGGCGAUUUCGGACACGGUGUGUUGAUGGCGUUGUUCGCCGCAUGGAUGGUGAUGAAAGAGAAGCCCUUAGCUGCCAAGAAAACCGAUAACGAGAUUUGGAACAUAUUUUUCGGCGGUCGUUACGUCAUACUGUUGAUGGGAUUAUUCUCCAUGUACACUGGUCUCAUUUACAACGACGUGUUCUCCAAAUCAUUGAACACAUUCGGCUCCCACUGGAAGGUGAAAAGUGUGAAUGAAUCAGUCUACGAGACCAACCCAGACUUGACACUUAAUCCAAGUUUUGACUACACCGGAACACCGUAUCCAUUUGGUAUCGAUCCUGUGUGGCAGUUGGCCUCCAAUAAAAUCGUCUACCUGAACGCGUACAAAAUGAAGAUCUCCAUCAUUUUCGGAGUAUUUCACAUGUUGUUCGGUGUAAUUUUGAGUUACUCGAAUCAUACGUACUUCAAGAGGCCAUUGAACAUUAUCUGCGAAUUCAUACCACAAGUUAUAUUCUUAACAUUCCUUUUCUUGUACAUGGUGCUUUUGAUGUUCCUGAAAUGGAUGCUCUAUGGACCUUUGGACCGCACGCUUACAGGAGAUGCUGAAAUAGAGGAUUUCAAAUCCGGACCCGGAUGUGCUCCUUCGAUUUUAAUCACAUUUAUCAACAUGGUGCUGUUCAAGUACAACGUGACUCCGUUACCCAAUUGCGGCAGUGUGUAUAUGUUCGGUAUCCAGGAGCCGCUGCAAAAGUUCCUGUUAUUCAUAGCUAUGUUAUGCAUUCCGUGGAUGUUGUUCGCUAAACCGGUCCAUAUCAUGAGGGCCAGAAAGAAGGAACACGAAAUGCUCGCCAACAACCACAUAGUUGGAGAAAAUGGCGACAUCGACGGACACGCAAAUUCCAACAACGUAACGUCGCAUCCUCCGGCAGCAGCUGCUAAACCCGAAGGAGGCGGUGGAGGACAUGGCGGUCACGGAGACGAAGAAGAUAUCGGAGAACUCUUUAUCUACCAAGGAAUCCACACUAUCGAAUAUGUGCUCGGAUCGAUCAGUCAUACCGCUUCGUAUCUGCGUUUAUGGGCCUUAUCCUUAGCUCAUGCUCAAUUAUCGGAGGUAUUGUGGAGUAUGGUUAUGAGAAACGGAUUACAAAGCGAGAGUUGGAUAGGAGGUGUCAUGUUAUGGGCAAUGUUCGCUUUCUGGGCUGUAUUAACCGUUGGCAUUCUCGUCCUGAUGGAAGGUCUGUCUGCCUUCUUGCACACACUUCGGUUACAUUGGGUCGAAUUCCAAAGUAAAUUCUACUCCGGUCUCGGUUACAGUUUUACGCCAUUCUCUUUCGAAAUCAUCCUAGCUACAGCAUCGUCCAGUCUAGAAGAGUAAACGAUGAUUAUUUCAUAAAUUUUAACCAGUUCGAUCAUGUUUUUUGUUUUUUAUAGUUAUUUAAAAUCUAUUUCGGCGCGCAAAUCUUGUUCAGCCAUGUGUAUCCCAUCCUAUUGAUAUUUACAUGUACUUAUACAAUAUUAUAAGUCCGUGCCAAUUAAUCGUUCCAUCAGUAGGUCUUACCAUUUCCCCCCUCCUUUUCAUUCGUUUGAUCAAGUAUUAUGAUCAUUCAUACUCACUUAUUGUAUUCUUUUUUCCUACUUGUUUACAAGUUGUGUACUUAAUUAGAUAGUUUUAUUGAAAAUUUAUUUAAUGGUCUACUGUGUAUUCCUGAUGGCUGAGUUAUUUUACGUGGUUAUGUUAGUUACUUUAAUAGAAUCAUGUAGAAGACCGGCUUGAAUUUUAAAUUUUAAUUAGUGUAGCGAGUAUUCGAUUUAAUUAGUUGCUUGAAAUUAUGUGUGUAUAAUACCGAUUUCUAUUUCCUAUAUAUUUAUUUGAAUAAUUUACCUAUGGAUAUACGAGUACUAUUUACAAUGACGUGAAGAAUAGAGAAGUAAAACCAUAGAUUACCUACCAAAGAUGAUCGUACAAACUACAAAUGGAGAAUGAUUCUCAUUGAAUUGUGAUGUAGAUAACCCAUCAUUGCUGCGUUAAUGCAGAAAAUCAUGAAGUGUGUGCGAUUAUCGUAGCAUUUACAUAGUUAAUUCAUCAUUUUAUUUCGCGUGUUUAGUUUUAAAUAAAUAAACCAGCAGUGUUUUAAAUAUACCAUGUUGAAGUUGUAUUGUAA